Messenger RNA from Candida dubliniensis CD36, 552 nucleotides. RefSeq names its product Ypd1p (gene YPD1). The record is from RefSeq and is a predicted model, not a curated record. Bases 1 to 552 code for a protein of 183 amino acids. Gene Ontology annotation, cellular component: cytoplasm; nucleus. The transcript has a single exon. Gene Ontology annotation, molecular function: protein histidine kinase binding; histidine phosphotransfer kinase activity. Gene Ontology annotation, biological process: phosphorylation; phosphorelay signal transduction system. Lineage: Eukaryota; Fungi; Ascomycota; Pichiomycetes; Serinales; Debaryomycetaceae.
AUGUCAGAAGAUAAAUUACAAAAAUUACAAGACUCAGGACUUGUCGACUGGGCUGUCUUUAGUGAGAUAGUGACUAUGGACGAGGAUGAAGAAGGGUUCUCCAAAUCACUAGUAGAAGUAUUUGUCAGCCAAGUAGAAGAAACAUUUGAAGAGAUUGAUAGAUAUUUGAAGGAGAAGAAUUUGGAGAAAUUGUCAUCGUCGGGCCAUUUUUUGAAAGGAUCUGCCGCUGCAUUGGGGUUAACCAAAAUUUCAUAUCAAUGCGAACGAAUUCAAAAUUAUGGCCAUAAGAUCAACUUUGAUAAUUUUCAUUUAGAAGACAUAAAAACUAACGGCGAUUCUGCUGGCAGUACGGAAAAUGUGGCCAUUAAUGAUAGCGAAACCAAUACAGCAAAUGGAUCCAAUGGCAACGAGACAAAUAAUAACAAAACAAAUAGUAAUAUACCGGAUGAGUCAAGUGAUGAUUUUUGGAUAGCAUUGAUUGAAGAUGCAUUGGCCAAAGCGAGAGAUGGAUUCGAGCAGUCUAGAAGAGCAUUGGACGAAUAUUACGAAUAG